This is a messenger RNA of Harpia harpyja (harpy eagle), 1188 nucleotides long. RefSeq names its product potassium voltage-gated channel subfamily E regulatory subunit 3 (gene KCNE3). The record is from RefSeq and is a predicted model, not a curated record. Gene Ontology annotation, molecular function: voltage-gated potassium channel activity involved in ventricular cardiac muscle cell action potential repolarization; potassium channel regulator activity; delayed rectifier potassium channel activity. The transcript has 2 exons. NCBI's taxonomy places the organism in Eukaryota, Metazoa, Chordata, Aves, Accipitriformes, Accipitridae. Gene Ontology annotation, cellular component: membrane. The coding region runs from base 354 to 662 and encodes 102 amino acids. Gene Ontology annotation, biological process: membrane repolarization during action potential; ventricular cardiac muscle cell action potential; potassium ion export across plasma membrane.
GCCCGGUGCGAGGGCUUGGGGACAGCGGGGACGGACGGAGGAGGGACAGGAAAGCGUGACCGGCAGCGUGUGCCAAGGGGGAAACGCAGGGUCCGGCUCUCCCGACCCCGUAAGGCCUCCGGUAUCCGGCCAGGGCGAGGGGGCCGUGGUGGGACCCGUGGGGUUGGGGACAGGCUGGUGGCCCGUGUUGGGGCUGGGUGGCUUUGGCAGGUGGCUCUGCCCCGGGAAGGGGAGGAGGCUGUGCGGCACUCCCAGCCCGGCCGGCAUCCCUCGCCACCGCCCCGCGAUGCUCCAGUCCCGGCUCAGCCUGGCAGCAGCACAGGCAGGGAGGGCACCCCGGCCUGGAGGAGGACAUGGAGGAGGACAACCGGACAGAGACCUGGCACCGAAGCCUCCAGGCAGUGCUUAAUGCCUUGAACCAGACGCUGCAUGGGGUCAUCCUCUGUCCCACUGACCGCCCCGCCACCACCGCACGCAACGCCAGCACCCGCGCCGGCCAUCCCGGCCGCAACGACAACGCCUACAUGUACAUCCUCUUCGUCAUGACGCUUUUUGCCGCCACGGUGGGGAGCCUCAUCCUGGGCUACACCCGCUCCCGCAAAGUGGACAAGCGCAGCGACCCGUACCACGUCUACAUCAAGAACAGGGUCUCCAUGAUCUGAGCCCGGUCCCGACGCCUUGGUCCCUGGGAGCUGGCGGGUUUGGGGUCAUGUCGCUGCUGCGCAUCCCACUGCUUGCAGGAUGGGGCAGAGCUGCUGGCCAGCCUGGCCCCAAAACUGCUGGGAAAAUGCCCCCCGCCCCCCCCAUGCCCCCAUGGAGGUGCUCAGCCCCGGUGUGAGCAGCGUGGGGACAUCCUAGCUGGGCCACAGCUCCCGUCUGGCAGGAGCUGGCAGGGUGCGACCCGUAGGCAGGUCCCGGUUCCGCACACCCACCUCGGCUGAGCCCUGGGGGGGAUGGGGAUGGCAGAGGCAGCUUCUUUCCCACCGUGGCCUGCCAAGGCUGGCAGGGGUCUUCAAGGAGAAAAAUUCACCAUUUCCCCGCUCAGAUCAGCCAGCGUUGACCUCCGUGGGCUCCCAGCAUCUUCGUGACACGGACUAGCGGGCUUUUCUGGUGCUAAAACCCUGUAAUUUUUGAGCCAGGCUGGGCCCCGCUUUUCUGGCGGGGAAUUAAAGGAGGUGGCGGUUUCCA